Molecule: messenger RNA, 1076 nt
Organism: Sinocyclocheilus anshuiensis
Lineage: Eukaryota; Metazoa; Chordata; Actinopteri; Cypriniformes; Cyprinidae
Exons: 3
Coding region: 156-1019 (287 amino acids)
Cellular component (GO): plasma membrane
Molecular function (GO): monoatomic cation channel activity
Source: RefSeq, a predicted model, not a curated record
GAAAGGAAAAAGAUCAAACAACACUUACCUGUUUGCGACAUCCUUAUCACCUGUAUGAAGGAUCUCACUAUUCUAUCUUGUGGAAGAAACUACAGACAUUUCCACAAACUGUAAGAGAGGAACAGCCUUAAGACAGAAUUCCUACGGCUUUGAAGAUGCAACUAAAAACCUUUUUUAAAGCAGCAAUUAAGCUGAUUUCCAAGAAAAAUGCCAUCACCUCUGUUCCAUUGAGCUUUAUGUUGUUGGGUUUGCAGGCGUUGCUUGAUGUCCAGUUCUCAUGCCCAUGCAAAGUUAAGUGGAACGCACUUAUAUCAGGUUUCCUCUUCAUUGUACCCAGUCUCUUUGCUUUCGUCAUAAUGUUCAUGCUUUUGAGGCCUUGUAAAUAUAAAUGCAGCUAUUCACAAAGACAGAACAGUGGUGGAAGAACGCAAGGUCAGGACAACAAUGAAGCCUCUCAGGAAGAAGACAAAAGUGGACAAUCUCAAGAACAGAACAAAAGUGCAAUAUAUCAGUCUGAAGAAACGAGGCAGAGUUUUGAGACCGUUUUGAUGGCUUGUCUGAUUCCACCGAUUGUGUGGAUCUGUAUAUUUCUAAUUGAUGGUGAUUAUCUUGCAUGUGGAUUCACAGACUGGAAUGGACGGUAUGCCUGUGAUAAGGACUUGCAUCCGAUUUGUUUGAACUGGUGCAAACCUACUGAAUUAAACCAAGGAGGAAAUGAGACCGAACUAUAUGAACAAACACGAGAGUUGAUUGAUCAAUCAAAGUGUAUAGGUUAUUGCCUGGCAUUUGUCUUCUGCAUUAUAGCAAUUAUUAUUGUGACUGCUAACGACUGCAACAAAGGUCGCAAUUCAGCCUGCUGCAGAAGUGCAGAUCCAGAAAAUAAAGUUGAGGAACGGACUGAUCUGUUGGCAGACUUACGCAAGAACCAAAGUGUGCAACAUGAGAUGGGCAAGCUUCAAGAUGACGGCUCGCGACACAGACAUCCAAGUCAAGUUGUAGAAAUAGAAGAAAAAGUUUAAUAGAUCAAUUCCAGAUCAUAUGCUGUGUUUACAUUCUGUAUAUAUUCUAUUUCCGAA